UCCCAAUCAAGUGCAUGAAUCUAUAGGAAUAAAACCAUGAAACCAUAGAUCUAUACCUUUGAACAUGGCCAGGCAGUAAUAAGCCUAUAAAUCUUGGUAAGAUGCAAAAGCCUUGGUGAUGAUGAUAGUCUGCCUGUGAAGAGCAUGAAACAUGCACAUGAUGCAAAAAGAGUGGGAGUGCAUUUAGGCUAGGCCUAUAGAUCCAUGCACUUGAUUGGGACCAACGUUUACGAAAACGUCGCGUCACGUCACGUUACAGUAAUGUAAAAUGCAUGGUGACGUGACGACGGCCAACACUACGUCAUGUAAACGUUGUUCCCAAUCAAGUGCAUGAAUCUAUAGUAGUGUACAAAGAACGAUGUGUAGGCUGGGCAUAGUCCUAAUGACUUCUGCACUUGACUUGCUUUGCAUAUCAUUCAUUGUCAUCAUGUGUUGGUAGCUCAUGAGGUAAGAGUUCAAAACCAAUUGUGAAUGUUAGGCUAAGGCCUAAAUUAUCAUGUCAUUCAUGAUUAUUCAUGUAGGCCUAUUCACUUCAGUAAAGUAUUCAAUGUGAUAUGUUGGUUGGGUACCAUUGCCAUGCCGCGGCAUUGGCAUUGCUUGCUAGUGGCACUAGUAGUUAGUACGUAAUAAAACUAUGGGUCAUUGCUUACCUUGCUUUUGACCGACGCUUUUGUCGUUAUCGGAAUACUAGUACACGGAAGCGUAAGGGUAAGUCUUCAAAUAUCAAGUCAAGAAAAUAUCAUUGACAGACGAGAUAUUCAUGUUCGUCAUGCAUGUAAUGAGUGAUUGAUCAUUUUUUUUUUUUUAUGCGGGUGGUCAAGUUCCUGGUCGGCCGUCCGGCUGUAAUGUGCUUAUAAAGGGGCCGUAGCAAAAUUAAAGUGAAGCGAAGAGAAACUGAAAAAUUUUGUUUCUCCUCCAACCCUCACCCUCCCUGAGAAAGUAAAAACUAUCAAUUUUUGGGUUCACCUUCCAUGGCCUUCAUUUUCAUACUUGAAAACAAAUGUGUCAUUGUGGACGGGUCGUUGAAGGUCUUCAUUUGGGAAGGGUGUCGUGUCACAUCCUGGACUGGGGAAGACCAAGAUCUUGAGCAUCUGCUGAUGAUUAGGCCUACAUGUCGCAUCGAUGCAGUUUGGAGGCGGACUUUACCUUCUUCAUUGGGAGGGGUAUCCUGCUACAUCUUGGGACAGGGGAAGAAACGCAAUAGACUGAUGUCUGGGGAUCUUGAGAGUGAAGCCUUUUUGGGAAAAAACGAAAUGUCUCACUGAUUUUUGUUGACCCCUCCCCCUCCCCCUAAACGAAUUUAAAUAAGUUUGGAUACAUUUUGGUAUAGUUAGCUUGUUGCUAUAGAUCCAUGCACUUGAUUGGGACCAACGUUUACGAAAACGUCGCGUCUCGUCACGUUACAGUAAUGUAAAAUGCAUGGUGUCGUGACGACGGCCAACACUACGUCAUGUAAAUGUUGUUCCCAAUCAAGUGCAUGAAUCUAUAGAUGUGUCCAGAACAUGAGUGGGGAAGCAUUCUUGAAGAAAAAUAGCUCCAACAAAAAGGAAAAGAUUUUUUUUGUGGGAGCUAUAGCUGUAAUUUUUACAGUGAUUUUGGAUAGGAGGGCACGAAAGAAAUAGGCUGUGGACAAGACCAUUGACUUGGGGCCAUGAAUAACGUUGAGAGAAGGACAUGAGGCAUAUCACUGUGUUCUUUACAUUCUUGUGCAUGUUAACUUUUAAUUUCAUGUCCGAUGAACAGAGAGAACGUUUCUAAUAAACCUUGAUUAGUCUCCUUCAGAUUAUUGCCCAUGUUAAAGGCAUACGCCGUUCGUUAAAAUGUCUGAUAUUGAAAAUUUUCAAUUGCGGAAAUACGAACUUAAUUAAAAAUUCAACAUUACCGUUGUGUAGACCGAUAUACAAACACCAUAGAUACCAAGUUCCACAAAUUCGUACGCAUAAUAACUGCACUACGGCACUUUGUUUUAGUGGAUUUCUAUUUAAUCGGACCACGAUUAAAUCGAACGGCCUACCCCUUUAACUUUUAAUUUGAUAUCGGAUAAACAGAGACAACUUUCCCAAUAAAACCUACCUGUUCAAUUUCGAGCUAGUCCAUGGUGGCUGGUAUCUUGUCCAAUCUCAUGAGCACAGCUAGAUCAGCUGACUUGAAGCUGAUUUCUGUUUGGUUGGAAACAUUUGGAAACAUGUUGUUAAGUAAUUGCAUUUCAAUUUAAUUGCAACAAGUGCACACAAAUGUUGCAACUUGUGUCGGGAAAAAAAUAGACUCUGUGUACACUAUGAACAUUUUUGGAAACAUACUCCUGUAUCCACUUGUAUCACUUGUUUUGUGUGACUUAUAUCGGAAAAUGUUACCAGUGUAGACAGGCCUUUAACCAAAUGUUGUUGUCAACAAUGAGAUUUGCUUUGUGCAUGACGUUGCGUCAUUCAUGACAUAACUUUGUCUGUAAUGCAUUUAAUGAAGUUUAGCACAGAAAAGGUAUUUUGCUGCAAAGCCAUCAACAUUUCUGGAGUAGUCUGUACUUUCUGGAAAGUUGGAAAGGUGGAAAGUUGAUGACAGGUGGAAAGUUGAUGACAGGUGGAAAGUUGAUGACAGGUGGAAAGUUGCAUGGAAAGUUUAGUGAUAUGCAGAUGGAAUGAUAAAUGCGUUAUGAACAAUGGGAAUCUAUUGAAAAAUUCUCUAUUACGGCAGUAGGCCCUAGCAGUUUUCUUGUCCAUCAUGUCCACACUUGUGUUGUCAGAAUGGUGGUGUCUUAUCUGGGAGUCUUGUAAAUCACAAUAGUAUGGGUAGCAUUGGUUUCUUAAAGAACAUAAGAAGGGAACUUCGCAAUGUUGCGGGUGGACCAAAGGUGGAAUGUUGGAUUUCGAUUCUAUGAGACACUAAAAGUAGCCAUGCCAGCUACGAUCACGGAAUUUAUGUUUGACCAUUCUCUUUAUUCUUUGUGAUGUAAAGAAUGUUCGAAAAUCCAUUUGAAAUACACUUUAUUGGACAAUUCGAAAGAUUCCGAAGUAUUCAAACUUUCCAGAAUUCCAACUUUCUGGAAAGUACAGACUACCCUUUUCUGGUGCGAUUGUAGUCGAAGGAAAGUUAAAAAAUGGAUAGAAACGCUUGGCAAGUUGGAAAUAUUAUCAUUGAAUGUCCAUUCAGGACAUACAAAAUGAUUUGAGGUGAGCUAGGUUUUUUUAAAAUUGAAAUAUUUUGAACAAUAUCUCAGGAUCUUGGACGAAACUAUGAGGUCCAUAAGGGCAAUCGGUAGGUGAUCUGUAAACAUUGCCUUAUAAGGAAAUGAUGCAAAGGUUGGCACGCAGCCAAAAUUAAGUUGGCGCACCGGUGAAAUCAAUUUGGCACAGAGCCAAAAUUUUGGAUCAAUGAGAAAUCGUUUUAUUGAAAUAUUUUGGCAGUUCAAGAUUAGGUGAUUUGUUUUAGCGAAUGACAUUCCUUGACGGCUUGUUCAUCGUGAAAUUGCGCAGUAUAAAAGCUGUGGCGAAUCUCUUGAAAUCAGACAAUGUAAAAUGCGCCGAGAGCUGAUUUGCGGAGGUUUAUUUUUGGUUUUACUAGUAUUUUAUUGCGGGUCUUUGAACAUGGCGAACGUGCGGUAACUCGAGAUACUCAACCAACGAAUUCAAAGGGGCGGAGGUACUGGUGCGUCAUCGCAAAAGCUAAAGCAAAAGCAGCAGCAGCAGCAGCAGCAGCAGUGGUUUUGUGACGUGGUAGUCCACCAAGAAGAUGCGACGUUCACGAUGUUCUGGCCGGCGAGUCUUCCAAAUGAAAAUCUGAUCGUCCCGAACAGUUACAUCAUGGUAACAAAUCCAGUCAUUCCGAAUGCUGAUCAGAAGAUUAUCCGGCUGCAGAACAGUUCAAAGGUAUCGCCUCGGAAAGUCGGAAUCAACUGGUCCAGGCGUGAUGUCACCAUUGCUGAUCAGACAGGGAGUGUGGUUUGCAAGUUGUGGAAUACGUUCGACACCUUGCUGGAUGAAAGUAACCGAAGUGGAGAAGUUCGCCUGAAUAAUCUCGAGGUCGACAAGUGGGGUCAAGACACCUCAUUAAAAACAACUCAGGAAACUGAAUUGCAGGCAAUUUCGAACACAGAGCAGAACGUUCUGGUUGAGGUUCUUGCUCAACAUGGUCAGCAACUGUUGUUGGUGAAGCCUGGCAGUGACGAUGCUGAGGAAGUGAAUGUGGGUUUGGACGUUGAUAUUCCGGACUUCAAUUUUUCAGCUGUAGCAACUGUCGAUAUCAACAAUGGUAUCAUAUCAGCAUUUCACUAGGUCCUUUGUGGUGACCUGUCCACUGAUUGUUUUUAUGACUACUUUAGUAUAUUAGGGUCAUUUGUUUGAAUCAAGAUUGUGAAUCUAUCUUCUGUAAUCCAAAUUCAAGACUUUGUUAAUUGAAUGUAACCAAGCUGGACAAGUAAUUUCAAUCAGUUUUGUUUGCUGUACUGUUGGUCAUCAGGUGACAAUGUUCAUGUUCUAAGUCCUUGUUCAAUUAGUCGCUAACUGUUGUUGAUCAAGCCUGGCAGUCACAUUGCUCAGUUAGAUGGUAAGUCUGUAUGGAAAGCAGAUGUUGUAAUUCCAAACGUGGUCUUUGAGCUAUACUGUGGCAUUAUUGCUGCAUUUCAUUAGGUCUAAUGUGGUGACCUGUCUACUGGUUGUUUUUAUGACUGCUUUAGUGUCAUUUGUUGAAACAAGAUUGUGUAUCUACCUUCUGUAACCAAAAGUCAAGACUUUGUUAGCUGGACAAGUAAUUUCAAUCAGUUUGUUGUACUGUUGGUGGUCAAGGGACAAUGUAAGUCUGACAUUAGCUGAUAGCAAUUGUAGAAUAGUUUGGGAGCACUAACUUUAGACACGAUAAUGUUGUUCCUUAUUGAGUCGCAGAAACCAGUGUGAACUUUGAUGGACAGUGUAGAACAUCAGAGGAGAUACUAGUAUUUGCACAGUCCUGACUGAACUUUGUAUCAUUUUUGUGCAUUUAAAAACACUUCAGUGUGAAUAUACUUUUAUAAAGGUUGAAACAAA
This is a messenger RNA of Lineus longissimus, 5015 nucleotides long. RefSeq lists its product as uncharacterized. NCBI's taxonomy places the organism in Eukaryota, Metazoa, Nemertea, Pilidiophora, Heteronemertea, Lineidae. The transcript is spliced from 3 exons. The record is from RefSeq and is a predicted model, not a curated record. The coding region runs from base 3741 to 4268 and encodes 175 amino acids.